This is a messenger RNA of Hirsutella rhossiliensis, 966 nucleotides long. RefSeq names its product pyrroline-5-carboxylate reductase domain-containing protein. Gene Ontology annotation, biological process: L-proline biosynthetic process. Gene Ontology annotation, molecular function: pyrroline-5-carboxylate reductase activity. The coding region runs from base 1 to 966 and encodes 321 amino acids. The transcript has 2 exons. Lineage: Eukaryota; Fungi; Ascomycota; Sordariomycetes; Hypocreales; Ophiocordycipitaceae. The record is from RefSeq and is a predicted model, not a curated record.
AUGGCGGUCCUGGGCUGCGGCACAAUGGGCAUCGCCAUUCUGAACGGCAUCCUCACUUCCCUCUCCGACAUGCACGCAGCCAAGUCCCUAGCCACGCCCUCCUCCUCGGGCAUCUCGACUCCCGCCGAGGAGCUUCCGCAAGCCUUGCCCGCCCGCUUCAUUGCCUGCGUGCGCAGCCCCGAGAGCGCGCAAAAGGUCAAGGCCGCGCUGCGCGACCAUGCAGCCGUCAAGGUCGUCCAAAAGGACAACCUGGCCGCCGUUCAGCAGGCCCAGAUCGUCCUUCUCGCCUGCAAGCCCUACAUGGUCAACGAUGUCUUGGGCCAGGACGGCAUGGCUGAUGCGCUGCGCGGCAAAGUGCUCAUUAGUAUCUGCGCCGGCAUCACCGACAAGCACAUGGAGACGGCAAUCUACCGCGAUUGCCACCCCCUGGGUAUCGACCAAGCCGGUGGAGUUAGGAUAGUCCGCGCCAUGUGCAACACCGCUGCUCUUAUCCGCGAGUCCAUGACCGUCAUCGGCCUCACCGACCCCCCCCUGCCACCUCAAGUCAAAACCCUUGUCACCUGGAUCUUCAAACGCGUCGGCGACGUCGUCUACCUGCCAACCAGCACCAUGGACGCCUCUACCGCCUUGGUCGGAUCCGCCCCGGCCAUAUUCGCCCUCAUGCUCGAGGCCGCCAUCGACGGAGCCGUGGCCAUGGGCCUUCCCCGUGCCGAAGCCCAGAAAAUGGCCACCCAAGCCAUGAGGGGGACCACGGGCCUUGUCCAGGCCGGCGAGCACCCGGCUAUCCUCAGAGAGAAGGUGUCGACGCCGGGCGGGUGCACCAUCGGCGGUCUGCUGGUCCUUGAAGAGGGAGGCGUCCGCGGCAGUGUUUCGCGGGCCAUACGCGAGGCCACCUGCGUUGCCAGCCAGCUCGGCAAGGGGGUCCAGGGAGUCAAUGGGACCAGGUUCAGCACGGCUCCUCAGUAA